This is a messenger RNA of Symbiodinium natans, 1773 nucleotides long. NCBI's taxonomy places the organism in Eukaryota, Dinophyceae, Suessiales, Symbiodiniaceae. The record is from the annotation of a GenBank genome assembly.
AUGAGACUCCUGGAACUCUUCAGCGGCACGGGGUCGGUCGGACGUGCCUUCGAGGCCCGUGGCUGGGAGGUAACGAGUCUUGACAGCAACCCGAAGGCCCGCCCGAGCAUUUGCUCCGACAUCCUGCAGUGGGACUACAAGGCCUUCGAGCCCGGGCACUUCGACAUGGUCUGGGCCUCGCCCUGCUGCACCGAGUUCAGCAUCGCCCUCAAGAAGCGCCCCCGCAACCUGCUGGUCGGGGACGCCCUGGUGCUCAAGACAUUCGAGAUCAUCAACUACCUCAAGCCCAAGUGGUGGGCCAUCGAGAACCCCGAGGGCCCUGUCGGAAGGGCGACCGCUGCGAGGCUUUCCGAGGAACUCGUCACCCAGAGACCGCGCAGCGAGGACCGACCAAAGGUGCGUCUGUUCAAGACGCCUGAGUACUCCGUCAAGCAGCCACCUGACCCCGUGGUCUGCAAGCCCCCUGCCAACGGGAUCUUGUGUGCCCCAUCGGCUUCCGGGAAGACGGUGCUUUUGGUGAGCAUGAUUUUGGAGCAAUACAGGGGCUGUUUUGAGCGCAUCUUUAUCUUCUCGCCCUCGAUAGAGGUCGAUUCUGCCUGGCAGCCUGUCAAGGAUUAUAUCCGGGACGAGCUGGGGGUCAACACCGACCGGGAACAGUGCUGGUGGGAAGACUGGGACGAGGGGGCGCUGCGGAAGAUCAUCUCGGACCAGAAGCGCAUCACGCAGAAGAGUAAGAAGCUGCGUCUUAUGAGCUCCGCCGUGCGGGUCAACGUGAUGUUCUACUGCGUCUUCCGGUUGCGACACCAACUGGAGCUGGAUGCCUUGGUGGAGGAAGACAUGUUUUGGGUGCGCUUCGACCGGAAGUUCUUGCUAAAUGGGGACGCUCCUGAGCCAGAUGGCAUCUACGACCCCAGCCACUGGCCGCCGCCAGAGAGGCCCCGGCAAACCUCCGACGGGUCCAACGCCAGCGAGUUCUCGGCGCGGCCCACCUGGUUUUUAAGGCGCCGUUCUAAAAAGGGCAUGACGAGUAUCUACGUGGACUCGCGCCUCCGCGCGGAGGGCACGAACAGUAACUUUUCCUUCGACAUCGGUGAGAGUGUGCACAUUCAAUCCGGCGCCAAACUUGCGGUGUACAAGGUCCGUGUUGCCGACGCCUUCCUGAGCACGGACCGCGGGACGUUCUUGUACUGGGAGGACACGGUGGCCGGCACCCUGCACUACGCGGAGCUCCCAGUGGGCGCGUACACAGGGCCGCGAUUGGCUGCGUGGAUCAGCAGCAACUUCGCUUCCGCCAGCUACACCGCCGAGACCAAUGAGCUCGAUGUGACCUACGACGGCGUGCGCCUCAUCCUCAACGAUGCCGAGCUCCGGCAGCGCUUCCCAGGCACGGCCCCCUACCCGCCGGGCGCCUCGCCCAGCAAGGCUCUGUCCAUCAACCACCUCCUAGGCCCCAGCUACCUCACAGGCUCUGUGCAGCGCUUCGUCUUUGUGACGAUGAAUCCGUUCUCAGAACUGUACCUCAGGUGCCCAACACUGGCCAACGGGGAGACGACGGUGGGCCCGUUGGGGCACGACAUCCUCUGCAAAAUCGUCGUUUCGAAAGGCGUGGGCCACGUCAUGGAGACCGAGACGUCAGAGGGGCACUGGGCUCAGCUGCACGGGCCCAUAACCCUGCGUCACCUGCGCUUCAAGCUCACCGACUACCAGGGCAACAUCGUGAACACUCGAGGCACCAGCAUUUCCUUUGUGGUUUUCCUCGACACCGAACGAUAA